AUGCUGCGGACGCUGGUGCAGCGCUGGAGCGUGGCGGUGUUCCUGCUCAGCUACUCCUCCGUCCCGGCCUGCGGGCGCGCGGUAGAGGGGUUCGGCCGCCGGCUCAAGCGGGCCGUGUCGGAGCACCAGCUUCUUCAUGACAAGGGCAAGUCCAUCCAGGACCUUCGACGCCGCUUCUUCCUCCACCAUCUCAUCGCUGAGAUUCACACCGCCGAAAUCAGAGCUACUUCAGAGGUGUCCCCCAACUCCAAGCCCCCCCCAAACACCAAGAACCAUCCAGUCCAACUCGGAGCCAGUGAGGAGGGCAGGUAUCUGACUCAGGAAACGAACAAGGUGGAACCAUACAAGGAGCAGCCCCUCAAGACCUCGGGGAAAAAGAAGAAAGCCAAACCCGGCAAGCGCAAAGAGCAGGAGAAGAAGAAGAGAAGAACUCGAUCUGCCUUGAGGGACCUGGGAGACACCAGCAGCAAGGUAGAUGUGGCUCACCAUGCUGACCCCUCAGCCGCCUGGCUGGGGCUCCAUUCAAGGACUUAUUGAGAUUUUCAGCAGAAAACUUCCAAGGACGAAUUACAGGAUUUUGUAAUAGUAAACAUAUGGAAAGUAUUAGAAAUAUUUAUUAUCUGUAAAUACUGUAAAUGUGUUAGAAUAAAACUGUCAUCUCCAUUACUGCUCCAUGA
Messenger RNA from Perognathus longimembris pacificus (Pacific pocket mouse), 677 nucleotides. It is a transcript of the gene Pthlh, whose product is annotated as parathyroid hormone like hormone. Gene Ontology annotation, cellular component: extracellular region. Gene Ontology annotation, molecular function: peptide hormone receptor binding; hormone activity. The coding region runs from base 1 to 537 and encodes 178 amino acids. NCBI's taxonomy places the organism in Eukaryota, Metazoa, Chordata, Mammalia, Rodentia, Heteromyidae. The transcript has 3 exons. Gene Ontology annotation, biological process: adenylate cyclase-activating G protein-coupled receptor signaling pathway; bone mineralization; regulation of chondrocyte differentiation. The record is from RefSeq and is a predicted model, not a curated record.